GUCCUCGCGAUGCAAAGCGUGUCUUCGUAGGGCUAUGGCGUGUUGUGCCACUACUGUGUGUUCGAUGGUAUAUUCGUUGGCGUUCGUCUAAACGUUCCAUGAGUGACACAAGGCGGCUCGUGUCUCGACAAUGUUUGCAGGUGCAUUUGCGGCCAGAAAUGAUGGGUGUGAGAAGUCUCAAACCCCGCACGCCACGGUACUCCAAUCUCUGUGCCAAGCUGCCAAGGCGGCUCGUCCCGUUACACCGUCUGUCUCACAGCAGUUGCUUCUUCCUAGCUACAUUCUCCUCUACAGCUGUUUAGAGCUUUUGGGCCCGAUUACUUUCUCAAUCAUUUUCCCGAUCCAGAUAGUUGAGUACUUUGAUUCCAGCCAGCGGUAGAAGUCAAGCAUCACCGCUUGGGGACGGGUAGUAAACUUAUCAACCAGCAAU
Messenger RNA from Cucurbitaria berberidis CBS 394.84, 430 nucleotides. RefSeq lists its product as uncharacterized. Bases 131 to 379 code for a protein of 82 amino acids. Lineage: Eukaryota; Fungi; Ascomycota; Dothideomycetes; Pleosporales; Cucurbitariaceae. The record is from RefSeq and is a predicted model, not a curated record. The transcript has a single exon.